Linum trigynum is the source of this 1644-nucleotide messenger RNA. The record is from the annotation of a GenBank genome assembly. NCBI's taxonomy places the organism in Eukaryota, Viridiplantae, Streptophyta, Magnoliopsida, Malpighiales, Linaceae.
AUGGAACAGAGGAAAAGCCCCACUGUCGCCGGCCUCCAUGAGGACGAACUAGAUCGUAUCUCGGAGUUACCCGACGAGAUCCUCCACGACAUCCUGUCUCGUAUAAAAUCCCAAAAAUUCAUCGGUAAAGCCACCAUCCUCAGCAAAAGAUGGGCCAACCUCUGGUUCUCGUACCCAACAUUGGAAUUCAACGGAAACGAUUUCAAAUCCAAGGAAACCCUAAAAAGCUUCGCCGCCGCAGCCGCCAAGAAGUUCUCUUCCUUCCAACACCAAAACAACACUGAUCCCGAUCUCUCCUCCGUCACGAUUAAAUUUGACAUCAGCGGUUGGAUGGGAAACUACUACCCGGACUUCUGCACCACCAUCCUCAACGAUCUGCUCGGAUUCGUCGCCGAGAAUCCGCCGCAAGAGAUUUAUGUCACAGCAUCGAAUUACAGCAUCCCACGGGAGUUUCUACUACCCUCCGGCGGCCGAUUAUGCCGCAUAAAAAAUCUCUGCUUGCAGAAUUGCAACUUCGACCGCUACGCCAACCUUUUCACAGACGACAACAACAGCAACCCUUUUGACUGUCUUCGCGGAUCCCUCAAGACGUUGAGCCUCAUGAGCGUCAAAUUCCCCGACGGUGGCCGGAUUCUGAAUAGCAUGAUCGCCGGCGCCUCCCUCUUGGAGGAAUUGACGGUGAUGUUUUUUCGAGGGGUUCAGAGGGUUCAGGUUCGGAAUCUACCAAACCUGAAAAUUUUGAAGCUUUACGCCCGUGACAAGGUGGACUUCGACAUUGCAUGGCGCCACUGUCCAUCAAAAGAUGGCCCCAUGGAGAUUGUGUUGACGCCAGAUCUGACAAGUGUGGAAAUCGCAUCUUCACGUGCUUGUUUAUCCACGAAGUGCGAUGUUGAACGUUUGAUAUCAGAGUGCCCAGUCUUGGUGUCACCAAUAACAUCAACGAGUGACCCUGCCUCUCCAGUUCAUGACCUGAAGAUCGUCAAUAACGAUAUGUUAAAAGAAGUUAAAUUGAGUUCGUGGAACUAUCCGAUUGCUCUCCCUCGUACAACUUUCCUUCCAUGGGUCAAAAUUUGGUUCUUCCCUACAAUCUUAAGUAAGGAUCACAAAUCCUUUGCCUUGGUGACAAUCCACAUCCCACUCUCCAGACACCAUCUUCAUGAUUUGGGGAAGCUUCUUGGGAAGCUAAACCGAUUCUGGUUGACUAUAGAACUCAUAAAUGAAUUUCCAAAUGAUCGGGCGGAAGAUGUGGAUCAAUUUAAAUAUGUUCAGUCUCCAUUUAUAGAACAUGUGAUAGUUUCAGAAAAGUUCUUGACAUCGUGCAAUAAGAAGGAAUUCUUUCUAGAUAUCAUAUUCUAUUGUUGUCGCCCUAAAUUUUUAUCUGUUACCCCGAGGAUAUAUAAAGGGUCCAGAGAAAAAAUGUUAUCAGCGGCUGAGUAUAUGCAACAAGUCUUCAUGAAGAAUGAAAUCAAUGAUUGUUGCCGUAUCAAAUGCAAUUGUUGGCGCCAACAGUUAAAGGAUGUCGAAAUCUUACAAAGAAGUAUAAAAGGAAGUAUUAAAGAGGACAAAAUUAUGAACAUUUCAAAAUUUAUGUUUUCCUCUCUUGGUGAACAAGAUCAAAUCUGGUUUAUUUUGAUUUGGCGAUGA